This is a messenger RNA of Striga asiatica, 336 nucleotides long. NCBI's taxonomy places the organism in Eukaryota, Viridiplantae, Streptophyta, Magnoliopsida, Lamiales, Orobanchaceae. The record is from the annotation of a GenBank genome assembly.
AUGGAGAAAUUGUGUUUACACACAUUUCACACACACACAUACACGCACAGACGGCGGCACCACAGCCCACGGCCACCGCCCGCCGCCUCGGACCUCACCCAACUCCGCCCACCAUCGCCCGUUCCCGCCAGAUUCCGCCGGUCGCCGUCCGUACGCCGUCCGUACGCCGACCGCCACCGUCGCCUUCCAUCUGCAACCCACCACACGCCACAAAACCCCUGCCGUCGAACAAGAGACGCUCCAGACGACGACGUCGCGGCCACUGCUGAACGCCUAUUGCACCGGGGUGUGGCCGCUGGCAUUAUGCUCGCCGGCGAACUCGGCCAUCCGGGGUGA